AUGUCUCGACGCUAUGAAGAUUUCGAUGAGUUCUGCGAUCCUGACAAUCCAAAGAUAAUAAAAUAUGAAGAUGUCGUCGAUGCUUUAAAACGUAUAAGAAAAUAUAUACCACAGACUCCAAUAAUAGCUUCCCACUAUCAAAAAGAAUGCGGCAUCAAUCUAUUCUACAAACUCGAAACGGUAAUGAGAACAGGGAGUUUUAAGGAAAGAGGUGCAUUAAACGCGUUAGAAUUAUUGCCAAGGGAUAGACAAAAGAUUGGUGUAGUUGUGGCGUCUCUUGGAAACCAAGCGAUGGGUAUAUGUUAUUAUGGUAAAAAACUUGGGAUACCGGUGACCGUGGUAAUGCCAACAUCCGUGCCAGUUAUAAAACUACAAAUGUGCAGCGAUAUGGGCGCCAAGGUUAUAGUUCAAGGUCAUAAUUUGGUGGACUCUCAGAAAUAUGCCCGAGCCUUAGCUAAAGAGAAGGGCCUUACGCAUAUUAACGCUCGUGACUAUCCCGAUGUGAUGGCGGGCUAUGGUACUGUAGCAAUCGAAAUUAUGGAACAAGUACCCGCACUAGACGCUGUUCUAUUGCCCGUUGGGACCGGCGGCUUGGCGGCCGGAGUGGCUACGGUCAUCAAACACGUCAAUCCAAACUGCCUUGUUUACGGAGUUCAAUCUGAACGACUGCCAACAUUUUACAAGUCCCUAGAAGCGGGAGAACCUCUCACUUUGCCGUACGAACCAUCAAUAGCCGAGGGCAUAGCGAUGCCAUACGUCGGAGUGAAUGCGUUUAAAAACGCACAAAAUUUGCUCGACAAAUUAAUAUUAGUUUCGGAAGACUGGAUAGCUCGGUCUAUUUUGCAUUUAAUCGAAAAAGAACGGAUAGUUGUAGAGGGCGCUGGUGCUUGUCCGUUGGCAGCAGUUCUAUGUAGCCAAGUUCCUGAACUGAAGUCGAAAAAUGUCGCAAUAAUCCUGAGUGGAGGUAACAUAGACGCCAUUUUACUAGGCCGUUGUUUAGACAGAGGACUGGCGGCAGAAGGUCGUCUUAUAAAGUUCAAAGUAUUAGUGAAAGAUUUAGGUACAGAGUAUGCACGAUUUACUAAACUGCUAGCGGAUAACGGAUAUAAUUUGGUCAGACAGUUUCAAGAUCGCAUCUGGGUGGAAAACGAAAUAUACCGAGUCGAGAUGAAAGCUGUCUGUGAGACAAGAGGACUCGACCAUGCUCUGGAGUUGAAAAGAAUAAUUGAAAAGACAUAUCCAAAUGAAUGCGCUUUUGAAACCGAACCCUUUGAUAGUGACAACACUUGCUCUUGCUAUAUACCUACAAAAUGUUAA
This is a messenger RNA of Danaus chrysippus (African queen), 1317 nucleotides long. The record is from the annotation of a GenBank genome assembly. NCBI's taxonomy places the organism in Eukaryota, Metazoa, Arthropoda, Insecta, Lepidoptera, Nymphalidae.